AAUCCGAGAAAUAUGGCGACCGCGGCACUCGGCGGCCGUGCACUAUUUAUCGGCCGCCAGUAAAUAUCAGCAACUGCCCACUUUUUAUUGCCGCCCGCAGAGUUAUGUCCCCUGUUGUGUACAUAUUUAAUCCUUAUUAAGUAAGCGAGCUCGACGCUGUUUUGGUGGCAAGGUGAAGCAUGUAGACGAAGUACGUAUAUUCCAGCAAAUGUGACUUUGAUGGAUGGAAGCAGCGUCGCAUAGGGAGCGCAACAGAGCGAGAUGGGACACCAAAACAACGGUAAAGCAGACCUGGUCACCAAGAUCAGGGCGAAGGUCGCCGCUGCCGACCCCAAGAAGGCUAGGGAACUGGGGGGCGUCCACCUUUUCAACAUCAUCAAAGGGACCAACGUGUAUAGUUGGACGUUAGACCUCAACAACGUGAAAGUCUUCGAAGGGGAACCAGAAGACGACCCUGACUGCACCUUCACCCUUAGCGAGCAGGUCUUCAAGCAGCUGGUCCAGGGACGGGAGGACGCCAGAACCGUCAUGCAAGCUGGACGGUGCUCUGUCACCGGAGACAUCAUGAGAGCGAUGAAACUUGAACCCUAUAUCAAGAUUGAUUAGCCGAGAAUCCAAAAAGAAAGAAAAAAAAUAGCCUAUGCUUGUGCAUCACAAAAAAUCUUUCAACUAAAAAUGGUUACAAUUUUUUUUUUAAUAAGAAUGCUUUCUGGCCGGCAUGCGGCAGUUCAAAAAUGUUUUAUUCUUUUUUUUAUUCGCACUGCCUGGCAUAAAGUUGCUAAAUUAAAAAUCAUUAAGAACGUUCUAAUAUUUUAGAUAGGUAAAUCUUACUUUCUCGAUUAAAACGAAUAAAGUUUAUUGUUUUAACUUUGAGACAACCUUAGUGUCAACUUGUCAUGUGUUUCUUGAUGUAAGUAAGUAGGCGCUUAACAAGACAAAUGAACUUGGUAAAAUUUAAUUUCUUAAAAUUAAAUUAUAUAGUUAAUACUACUAAAGUUAAUUGCAUUUGACACGCUAAAUUUAUGAAAUUUCUUGUAUGUAAUAUGUAAUCAUGAUAGUUUUCAUAAAUUUGUCCGUUAUCAAAAUUACUUUCACUUGUCUAUUUUAUAAAACAAAGUUUUUUCUUCUUUAUUUCUUCGUUCCGUGGUGUUUUAUUCUUGGAAAUGUGAGAAAUAGGGUUAUAUAGUUUUGUAUGACCGUAACAUCUAUUCUAUGUAAUAUUAUAUAAUGUUAAGUAAAUUAUUAAUGACGUGAUAAGCCGGAAAUGUAGGGCAGGCAACCAGUUGGGUAACUUUGAGAAGUUUCGUUUCUCUUUAUUUUUAUCUGAUUAUUCCGCUUUGCUUAUUUGUUAAUUAGUUGUGUAUUAAGUAGAUAGGUAUUUAAAUGUAAUAUUAUUGUUUUUAUGUAAUAAAAAUGUUUUUUUAAAGAUA
Molecule: messenger RNA, 1430 nt
Organism: Plodia interpunctella (Indianmeal moth)
Lineage: Eukaryota; Metazoa; Arthropoda; Insecta; Lepidoptera; Pyralidae
Product: peroxisomal multifunctional enzyme A-like
Exons: 3
Coding region: 262-606 (114 amino acids)
Cellular component (GO): cytosol
Source: RefSeq, a predicted model, not a curated record